AUGGAUGGCCAACGGCAACAGCAAUAUAUUCCGGUUCCUCCUCCUUCCGCAACGCAGCCCUCGCAGGCGCAUAUGAUACCUCUACCGCCACCGCCGCCUCGAUACGCCCCAAGCCAAUCUCAGAAUGUGAUGCCUCCGCCGCCCCCUGGGCCACCUCCUGGAGCAGGAUACGGCGCAUCCAAGCUCACCAAUCCUCAACUGCAGCAUCAGAAUACUCUAGGCUGGCAGCAACAGACCUGGGCCAGACAGGCUCUGUCCCAAGGCUUCCUACCUCCCCCGCCGCCCCCUCCUAUGGUCCCUACAAAUCAAUCGCCCUACGGUCGUCCAAACGGCCUUUCAAUACCCUCUUCAACUGAUACCCGAACGUCUGCAACUUACGUUCCGCAACCUGGUUCGUUCGGACCGGGUGUCGGAAUACCGCCGUUUGACGUGCAUUCUGCUCCGAGCUACGAGAACCCAGGAACCAUGCCCUCGGCCGAAAGACAACGACUUCCUUCUUCGCAGGCUUAUGAGUAUUCAAUGGGCGAUUCUUCCACAUACAAACGGGACGCCAAUGUGCCUUCGACGCCGUCCUCUCGUACUCUCCCAUCAUCAUUGGCAGUCAAUGACGGUUCUCAUGAACCACUCACGUCGGGAUUUGCGGCCACGGCCUCCCAGAACCAAGUACUGCAGCCCGCGCCAACGAAUGAGCUCACAAAAUCGCCUAGUCAUCGCCAUAAUAACAGCAACACUCUGCUUGGAGGUAUGUCGCCCAACGAAGCGGCCGUGCAAUGGCCGCUCGAUCGCGUUCUCUUAUGGCUUGCGAGAAACGGCUUCUCGAAAGAUUGGCAAGAAACCUUUAGGGCGCUAGAAAUUGAGGGAGCAGAUUUCCUGGAAUUGGGACAUGGUUCGAAUGGCCGCCCAAAUCUAGGCAAGAUGCACAACGUCGUCUACCCUCAACUCGCAAAGGAAUGCGAAUUGAGCGGUACGGGCUGGGACCAGACUCGUGAACGCGAGGAGGGCAAACGCAUGCGCAAGUUGAUUCGCCAGAUUCACGAAGACGGAACCUAUGAUGCAGACUUAUCGGUGCAGAAGCGCCGAGAUUCUCACCCCAAUAGUGCUUUCGACGGAGGGCAUGAAGCUUCGCCAAAAGUGCCUCCUGAACCCCGCUCUGCCGGCCCGUUCUCAGGCAGUGUCGCCAAUAGCCCUAAAUUCAAGGCUUCUCAGCUGGCUCAUAAUCAGAGGCAGAGUGCGCAGAUGCGCUCAUUCACAACCCCGAUUCCCAUUAGUCAUGAUCACGCAUCAUCUGACUUUGGCAAUAACGAUACCGGUACCAUGUGGCCGCGAUCGGACUAUUCCAGGGCGGUGCUGUCUAGCAUCGGCGGGGAUCAUCAAAGACAGAGUCCUUCGAUGUCCAGCGAUGGUGGGACUUUCCAAAUUCCGAUUCGACCCUAUGAGGAGAGCCCUAAAAGCGGGAGCCCAGCAACACAGCAUGCAACCCUUGCCCAGCCGGGACCUUCUUCAUCGACAGGUGACUUAAGCGUCAAGUUUGAACACUCUCGUGGAAACAGCGCAGACUCCUUGACGGGACGGCGUUAUUACGAGUCUUUCAGACAGGAGGGCGGAGUACGACCUUCGCCCCAGGAAUCGUAUAAUCGCCAGUCCGGUGGGGAAACGCCUUCCUCAUAUCCCAAGGAUCAUCGAACAGGUCUUCUGAACUUCUUCAAGAAGAGGACUAAAGGAAGUGACUCUAAUCACCCAUCCCCUGAAGAACAGUUUCUUGAGUCUCCAACAAGCCCAGUCAACACACGUCAGAAUGGUUCCCAUCUCCCUUACGCGAAGCCGAAUUUCAGUACUAGUGAUAUGUCGCUGGGUGAACGUCCUUCAUCUGCCUCUAUGUCUGAUCAUGAGCGGUUGGUAAUGCGUGCAAAACCGCAGAAAGCCAAAAAGUACACACUCGUUACCCUGGAUGGAUGGAACUAUCGCUUGGUGGACAUAACUGAGAUGGAUUCUGUUGAGACGCUGCGCUCUGCGAUCUGCCAGAGCCUCGGAAUCUCUGAUUGGACCGCGGCCCAGAUUUACUUGACAGAACCUGGACAGACCGAGCAUGACGAACCGCUGAACGAUACUAACUUGGCCCUGUGCCGGAGGUCAAGGUCCGAUUUCUUGGGGUCUCUCAAGUUGUUUGUACGAGGAUCGCACAUGCAGCUGGGUACGAAUACUUUCCCUCAUUUUGCAGGACUGGGAGUCUCAUUCCCAGACAAAGCGGCUGCGUCACCGACAUCGGCCCAUCAAGUACAUAGGAAGCCACUGGAUGAAGAGGCUUUGAACAGGAUAUCCCCUCAAACUCAAAACAAGCCUACUUCUCCACAGGCAUCUUCUUCACGGCAACAGCUGAAAGCGUCUUCUGCUAAAUUUCCGCGUGACGUGUCGCAGACUUCCAUUGCGGCAUCUCCCGUGGAUCAUGCUGCAGAUGCAGCGCUGCUUGACGCUGAGAAAGCGGAUCUACUAGCGCGCCAUGAGGAGCAUAUGCGCGAGGUCGAACGCAAACAGAGAGCCUACCGCAUCUCGAAAGUGCCUCCUAUGCCGCAGCCAAGGAAGGAUGCUUACGGUGAAACCGGCUAUAGGCGGGAAGGUGUCAUCGAUUUCGACUCUCCCCGCAUUUCACCUUACGAAGACAAGAAAUCCGAGCCAUUGGUGCCUCUCCGCAAACCUCCGACUGCGCCACAUGAAUCAAACACUCUCACAAAGGUCAAUUCUCUCAGGAAGAGGGACAUUGAUCGUCCUCGUGCUCAGCCUCCUGCCCAAGCACAUGGCCUUGGAGCCGCACUGGCUAGUGUUGGUAGGAUCACUAGCGCUAUUGGAACACCGUCGCCAUCUGUACCAGCAGCAACGGGCUCAUCCAGCCCAAAUAUGAAUGCGGGAGGCAGCCCCGCCCUAAACCAUUCAGACGAGUCGAAGGGAUCAUAUCAGGAUAGCCAAGCAACACCAACGGCGCACAGCGCGGAGUCGCCAGUCAAGGGUAAUACUACACCUCAAGAACCCAGGCCGGGCUUGCAGUCCCGUAAAUCCUAUGGGCCUGAAUUCGACUUUGAGGAGACGAAGGUCUCGUUUCAACGCUCGCCCUUGCCACAGGAAGAUUCUGACGAUGAUUCCGAUGACGGUCUCUUUGCCAUUCCACUCGCAAAUGCUAAAUCGCCUGUGACGGAUAAGGGGUCAAUGACUGGCUCGCCAGAGUCGCAAAAGAGAGCGGCAAAGCCGUCACUCACACUGAACACUGAAAAUCGGCUACGCAAAGGACUUUCUGUGAGCUUCAGGUCUCCGAGUGCUACUCGUGACACUUUCUUAGCGUCUAGCGGCGACUCGAGCAUUCCAGAGGCAUAUCACUCUGAUAUGACUGCUUCGCCAGAAGACGAAAGACCGCCUCGCAGAGACUCAUUUGCUCGAGGCGAUAUUUGGGCCAGCAGACCUCCCGUCGAAGGCGUCAUCGAUCAUCUCGACGACUUCUUCCCUGACAUUGACCUUGACACUCCUUACCUGGACGGACAGGGCAUGUCUCCUCCGUCAUCUCCAGCAAACAAAGUUGCUGCCGAGAAUGAAUUGAGCCAUAAGGAAAAGCCAGAGAAUCCAUCAUACUCUGUUCCACAUGCUUCGACACCCGUCAACAUACCCAGCGAACCACCCGUCAGGCCCCCUGAGCCUGGUGCUGUUGCACGACGCAAUGUUAGCCGCUCCGGAGGCGGACUUACUCGAAUGAAGUCUAUUCGUGAAGUGGCUAAGGGAGCCAACCAAGCCAGCAGGAAUAGAAGCGUGACCUCUUCCACAGGUAAUCAAAGAUCCGGCGACAUUCUUCGUCGAAAGAGCACCAAGAUGUUCGGCGCCAAGAUCAUGCAGAUCAGUCCGAAACCCGGCAGCCGCUUGAGCCAGCUUGACCCUAUCCCCCAGACUCAUGCUCCACCCGGUAACAUCCCUCAACGGCAGCCCACUUUCCGUAUCAUCCGCGGUCAGUUGAUCGGCAAGGGAACAUACGGCCGCGUGUACCUGGGCAUGAACGCCGACAAUGGUGAGGUCUUGGCUGUGAAACAGGUGGAGGUCAAUGCGCGUAUCGCGGGGCAAGAUACUGACCGGAUCAAGGAGAUGGUCGCUGCGAUGGAUCAAGAGAUCGACACCAUGCAGCACCUGGAACACCCCAACAUUGUGCAAUAUCUUGGUUGCGAGCGAGGUGAUCUAUCUAUCUCCAUCUAUCUCGAGUAUAUUUCCGGUGGUUCCAUCGGUAGCUGUCUUCGGAAGCAUGGCAAGUUCGAAGAGAGUGUUGUCAAGUCCCUCACGCACCAGACGUUGAGCGGACUGGCUUACCUCCACGACCAGGGUAUCUUGCACCGUGAUCUCAAGGCGGACAACAUCCUGCUGGAUCUCGAUGGAACGUGUAAGAUCUCCGAUUUCGGUAUCUCGAAGAAGACCGACAAUAUCUACGGCAAUGAUUCAACGAACUCCAUGCAAGGCUCGGUCUUUUGGAUGGCGCCCGAAGUCAUCCAAUCUCAGGGCCAGGGCUACAGCGCCAAGGUGGAUAUCUGGUCCCUUGGCUGUGUGGUGUUGGAAAUGUUCGCUGGUCGUCGGCCAUGGAGCAAGGAAGAGGCCAUUGGCGCCAUCUUCAAGCUCGGCAGCCUGAGCCAGGCCCCGCCUAUCCCAGAAGACGUCUCCAUGAACAUCAGUCCUGCAGCUCUUGCCUUUAUGUAUGACUGCUUUACUGUGGAUUCCCUCGACCGUCCCACCGCGGAAACUCUCCUUACCCGCCACCCCUUUUGCGAACCCGAUCCCAAGUACAACUUCCUCGACACGGAACUCUAUGCCAAGAUCCGGCAUGUCCUUUGAGAGACCGCAAGAAAAGCAAUGUAGUAGUUAGUGUAAAGUCAGUCGCGUUUAGCGUUUUGCUGUUGGCUCUCUCUCUCUCUCUCUCCAUCUUGCCCCUGCAUUGUACUGUUUCCCCCUGCUCAUACCCCUUCACUCCGCAGCUUGACUUUGGCAAUGUCUUGUGCAUACAUAGCACCGAGGAAAGGGCCUUUGUCGGAUCACCAACCUCAAACCCACUCCGCGUUUCGCUGUUUUGAACUUCACCGUGUA
Aspergillus homomorphus CBS 101889 is the source of this 5100-nucleotide messenger RNA. RefSeq names its product putative MAP kinase kinase kinase (Bck1) (gene bck1). Gene Ontology annotation, molecular function: protein kinase activity; ATP binding. The coding region runs from base 1 to 4851 and encodes 1616 amino acids. The record is from RefSeq and is a predicted model, not a curated record. Lineage: Eukaryota; Fungi; Ascomycota; Eurotiomycetes; Eurotiales; Aspergillaceae. Gene Ontology annotation, biological process: protein phosphorylation. The transcript has 3 exons.